UUGGUUCCGUAUAACCAGUAAUCGUCAGGGAUAAAUAUAAAACCCAUUGUACUUGACAGAGUUCAUAUAGAGAGAGUACAAAUACCUGGCAGCCGCUCAUACCGAAUACCACACACAUUAGUCUUACUUACAGCUCCUCGUGGCUUGAUUGAGACGAAUUGCACUUAAAAUAUGAGCUUUAAGGCAUCAUUUGCUGUGCUAGUUCUUGUUCUCGCUGUCUGUGAGUUGCACCAGGUACAUUGUGCAAGACUGGAAGACCAACUUUCAGAAAUCAGAGAAAGGCAAGAUGCCAUCAACGCUGCAAAACAAUUCCAGGAAAUUGACUUGGAAAAAGAAUUGGAAGACCCCGAAGAYGAGGCUUUUCCGUUUAAAAGAAAACGCGAAAGAAAUGUCAGUCUGUCUUGUCUGACAAGGUAUGGUUUCAUUACAGCCAUCAAGGCCUUGGGUAUCACCAAACUACCAGGCGUGAAGCUGGGCACCAUUCCAAGAAACCUGGUCAAAUAUUUGGAAAAGCAUAAAGAGCUCACCAUACCAGUGAAAUUCACGCUACCAACUACGAGACCGCCUAAGUAUCGCUCACGAUUUCGCAAUAGGGAAAGAAAGCCGAGACCACGAAGUAAGAAACCUCGACCACAAGACGAGAAAGUGAGAAGCAUUUUUCAAAAUGAUGAUGAGGGAGCUGAGAAUGAUGAUGACUCAGUCGUGAAUGUCCAAAAGCGAAGUGAACGUCCCCUUUGUGCUGAUAAACUUAUGGUUACCACGGUUCUUGCUCGACCAGGGAGAGGCUCAGAAGCUUACCAGAUACAAACUCGUCAAUGCGAGGGGUCUAGUUGUCAAUCCCGACUAUUUUCCGCUGUGUAUAGGAAUCCUAUUGGUCGCUGUGCUGUGGUGCAAACUACCAUGCUGCUCUACAUUGUUGACGCAAAUAGAAUGCUGGUUCCACAAACGUUUAACUUUGGUACUGCCUGCGAAUGCUUGUCUCCUUUUCCCUGACUGACGACCCCAUCAAGGUCUGCCUUCCAUGGUUCAAGCUACGUAGAACUCUAUAGGACAAACUCUUCUAUAUUAAAAGUAGAACUGUAGAAGUAGAACUCAUGUUUGAAUAAAAUAAUCACUUAAACUUUCAUAAMAUGGUUGUGACUAACUUAAUCCAUAACAAUGGCAUUUAUUUGGUUUUUAGAUGUAUUUAAGUAAACUAGUGAUUAAUAGAAUAUUGUAAACAUCCACAUAAGUCAAUAAAGAUACCGAUUGCAGCAUUUGA
Molecule: messenger RNA, 1261 nt
Organism: Exaiptasia diaphana
Lineage: Eukaryota; Metazoa; Cnidaria; Anthozoa; Actiniaria; Aiptasiidae
Exons: 2
Coding region: 172-993 (273 amino acids)
Source: RefSeq, a predicted model, not a curated record